AAGCCGAAGAUAAGGAUUCCGUUGUCAGUAGUACGCAGUGUAGCAGAGCAUUAUACCUGGUUCAUGCUGGAAGGCACUCCACCCAUUCAAGCUUGGUUAGCCAACUCAUCUACACCUUUGGAGGGUGGGCCAGUGGUGAAAGGACUUAAAUUCGUUCAGACUGGAAACUAUACAAUUCUGGCAAAAAGUGAUGCAGGAAAUAGUUCCAAAAAGGUUGACGUUAACGUUAUUGGUAAGGUUUUUGUCUCAAAGUUAACAUGAUAAUAUGUCGAACCAUAUUUCAAUACCAAACUGUGAUAACUGUGAUAUUUUUUGCUCAUAUUCAGCGUCUUUCCCAAUGAAACGAGUCAACUGUGUUGCUUUUGAACGCACCGAGGGUGUAUUUUUACAAUAUAGUAGUUGUCAAGUUUAUAGCGUAACUUUAUGAACACAUUUUGUUUAGAAAUCUACUCUUGCAGUUGUCUCAUCCGCUUUUCACUUGUCAUCUGUUACCUGAGAAAAGAUGCAUUGAUUUCGCAGAUUGCACGCAUUUAUGUCAAAGCAAGGGUCUUUUAAAUGGUUCUGAGCAAGUAACCAACCAUCAUGACUGCAGUGGAGGCAAUGCUACAUAUAUUUGGAAGUGUAUACCAACAACAACUACUAAUUUGUAA
Porites lobata is the source of this 650-nucleotide messenger RNA. The record is from the annotation of a GenBank genome assembly. Lineage: Eukaryota; Metazoa; Cnidaria; Anthozoa; Scleractinia; Poritidae.